AUGGCUACCGGACGCGCAGACGCGGAAAAAGAAAUCAAACGCAACCCUCACCCCGACUUCAAGGCCGUCGAGGCCUCACGCCCACCCUUUGACAAAUCAACUUCAUUCCACUACACGCAAACGCCCAAGCCCGACUGGACGCCCGGCAGCGGCGCCAACACAGCGUCUGACGCAAACAAGCAGCACCGCUCGAUUGAUCCGUACGAGCAAGGCCGCCCCGUAGUCCACAACUACAAGCUGCUCAUUUCGGCCGUUGUGCCGCGCCCCAUUGGCUUUGUGUCGACGGUGAGCGCUGACGGGACAUCGACCAACCUCGCGCCCUUUAGCUACUUCAACCUCGUUGGGCAUGACCCGCCCAUGUUUGUCCUCGGCUUCUCAGGCGGCCUCGGCAAGGCAAAGGACACGCUGCAGAACCUGCUCGACACGGAGGAGGCGACGAUUAACAUCAUCUCUGAGGACUUCAUCGAAGCGGCAAACUUCACCAGUACCAAUGCGCCGCACGGCAUUAGCGAGUGGAGCUUUAGCGGGCUGCAUCCUGAAAAGAGUAAGAUUGUGAAGCCCGAUCGUGUCAAGGAGGCCGUGUUUAGCAUUGAGGCCAAGCUGGUGGAGAAGUACGAGUGGACGAGCAGGAAUCCCGAGACGCCGGGCAAGAAGACGGGUGUUACGGUUUUUGUCGAGGGUGUCAAUUUUUGGGUCAGAGAGGAUGCCAUUGAUGAGCAGGGCAUGUUGGUUGAUCCUGCUAUUCUCAAGCCAGUCUCCAGAUUGGGUGGCAUUACAUAUGGACGCACAACACAGGCAUUUGAGCUUCCUCGACCGGAUUACGACGAGGCUACCAAAGACCCGGAGGUCAAGAAGCUGGCACAGCCCAAGGGCCAGGGCCAAUUAUAGACAUGGAAACGGACAUUUAGACAUUUGGAGUCCAAC
This is a messenger RNA of Exserohilum turcica Et28A, 924 nucleotides long. RefSeq lists its product as uncharacterized. Bases 1 to 888 code for a protein of 295 amino acids. Gene Ontology annotation, molecular function: FMN binding. Lineage: Eukaryota; Fungi; Ascomycota; Dothideomycetes; Pleosporales; Pleosporaceae. The transcript has 2 exons. The record is from RefSeq and is a predicted model, not a curated record.